Pseudophryne corroboree (corroboree frog) is the source of this 3340-nucleotide messenger RNA. RefSeq names its product leucine rich repeat neuronal 2 (gene LRRN2). Lineage: Eukaryota; Metazoa; Chordata; Amphibia; Anura; Myobatrachidae. Gene Ontology annotation, cellular component: extracellular matrix. Gene Ontology annotation, molecular function: protein binding. The transcript is spliced from 2 exons. The record is from RefSeq and is a predicted model, not a curated record. Bases 408 to 2513 code for a protein of 701 amino acids.
GCAUCCCACUCACAUCUUCCAGAGAGGAGAGAGGAAGAGUACAGUCUGCAGUGCCAAGGAAAGAGGGCAGUGUGGGUGUCACUGGAGGACUGGACUUGGCAUUAGGAGAUGAAAGGUUGGAUGGUGAAAAGCAUUUAAUCCAUCCAUCCAAGCAUUUCAUCCAUCCACCCAGCAACAGAUCAUUCCUAUGUGGAGAGCAAUAGGCAAAGAGAAACUGCUGCUUGGGAGACUACCCUGAAGAUCAAAUCAACAGUUGGACGGCUAAAUUAUGCUUUUGGGGAUACAAACAAAAAGUGCCCAGUGCCCUGGUAUUCACUGUGAUGGAAGAGGGGUGCUAACACAAGUUGCUUAUGAUAACGUAUUCUGGAUGUAUCUGCUACAUCAUUCUAAGUAAACUACAUUAAUCAAUGUGGAAGGCUAUCUUUAACUCUUCUCCUGGCUGCAGGAUGAGACUUCUCGUGACUAAAAUAAUCCUAUUUUGGGCAUCCUCCACUCUUGCAGGAAUCCCUGCUGUGCCCUGGAAGGUGCAGUGCCCGUCACAAUGCGUCUGCCAAAUCCGUCCUUGGUACACUCCAAGGUCGGCCUAUAGAGAGGCAAACACUGUAGACUGCAAUGACCUUUUUGUCACAGCUGUUCCAAGUGCUCUACCAGCCGGCACUCAUACACUUCUCCUACAGAGCAACAAUAUUGCAUAUUUGGAGCAACAAGAAGUAGGUUACUUGGAAAAUCUGACAGAGUUGGACUUGUCUCAGAACAGCUUCUCCCAUAUCAGAGAUUUUAAUGCCAGACGCCUACCAAACCUUGUAAGCCUACACCUUGAAGAAAACCAGCUGGAAAACUUGCCUAACAAUAGUUUUUCUGGGCUUGAGAGCCUAGAAGAGUUGUAUCUUAAUCACAAUCAGCUGUCUGACAUAUCUCCACAAGCUUUCUCUGGACUACAUUGUCUACUCCGACUGCAUUUGAAUUCAAAUUUACUGACAACCCUGGAUAACCAGUGGUUUAAGGAAAUGCCAGCCCUAGAAGUGUUGAUGGUUGGUGGCAACAAGGUGAGUUCAAUCUUGGACAUGAACUUUAAGCCACUCUCCAAUUUAAGAAGUCUUGUUCUAGCAGGUAUGGGGCUGAAGGAAAUAUCAGACUUUGCCCUUGAAGGAUUGCUGACCUUAGAAAGUCUGUCUUUGUAUGACAAUAAAUUGAUUAAGGUGCCAAAGGGUGCCCUACAAAGGAUUCCUAGCCUGAAGUUUUUGGAUCUCAACAAGAACCCUUUAAGUAGAAUCCAGCAAAAAGACUUUGCAAACAUGUCUCAGCUAAAGGAACUAGGUUUGAACAGUAUGGAAGAGUUAGUAUCUAUUGAUGAACUGGCAUUAGUGAACCUACCAGAACUCACCAAGUUAGAAGUAACCAACAAUCCUAAACUUUCUUUCAUUCAUCCUAGGGCAUUCCAGAAACUACCACGCAUGGAAACACUAAUGCUUAAUAACAAUGCUCUGAGUUCUUUGCAUAGGGAGACUGUUGAAUCACUACCAAACCUACAGGAGAUUGCCAUGCAUGGAAAUCCAUUGAGAUGUGACUGUGUUAUCCGCUGGGUCAAUGCCACUGCCCCUCAUGUCCGUUUUAUGGAGCCUCAAUCUACAUUGUGUGCUGAACCCCCAGAAUUAAGGCGCACACAGUUACGAUUAGUCCCAUUUCGUGAGAUGAGUGAUCGCUGCCUGCCCCUUAUUCCUGUACCAAGUUUUUCACCUCGUGUACGGGCAUCCAGUGGACAAAGUAUCACGCUACAUUGCCGAGCACUUGCUGAACCAGAACCACAAAUUUAUUGGGUAACACCCUCAGGAGAGCGUCUAGGAGUGUCUGCAGACUGGGGUGGUUACAAAGUACAAGAAGAAGGCACACUGGAGAUACAAGUGGUGUCAUCAGCCCAUGCUGGGGUAUAUACCUGUGUAGCACAGAAUCUUGUGGGAGUAGAUUAUAAGAGUGUGCACCUAAUGGUCAACCAGCUGUACCCAGCUAGAGACAAUCCUGUCCAACUGCGGGUGGGAGAAGUGGGUGAGCGUCAUUUGUUGCUCUCCUGGAUACCACCUCUUAAUGCACUUGGAUGUAGUCUGCGUUGGAGCUGCUUGACACCUGGUGCCAGCGUUGAGCGUGCAAGGCUCCCUGUGGGUCUAAACUCAUACAAUGUCACAAGACUACUUCCAGGAGAGGAAUGUAGGGUAUGCCUACGUGUCUCCAUUCUUGGAGGCAAAGUGCGAACGGCUUGUGCUAGUGCCAGGACUAGGGAGACUGGGACAAGUUACAGGCAUAGAGGACAAAAAGCACUAACUGCACUAGCCUUCUGCUCUCUGCUUGUUGUGAUUGGGUUACUUGCCCGUUAUCGUCCAGGUGGCAGGCCAGAUCACUCAUCACCUUGGUCUCUGUCUGGCAGAGUUAUUUACCCGCCAGUUAUACAUCAGUGGGACGAAAUCAAAAAGGAAAAGCAUCUGUCAGGCAUCAAUGUCCCAGCUACCCCUUUGUGCUAAUGAAUCUUUGCCUGAGUUAUCUCAGAGACUUUCCCAGAGAAGAAACUGUGGAGAGUAGUGCCUUGGGAGGGAUCCAAAAAGAAAGCCUUUAAACUACAUAGGCAAAAAGGCAGAGCCAUUUGGGCACGGUAACUUGUACAGACACAAGUUCAAACUAAUACAAGUGAACAUUUAAGUACCAGGAAGCAUACAAACAUAGUGUAUACUCACACAGAUGUGUAGUUGCACCUAACAAGAAACCUACCCUGCUGUAAACCUGCAAAGAAUAAAAACAUGUAAAGAAAAACCCUAAUCACACUACUACAAGCAUGAAUACACUCAGUACACACAGACAUCAGUCUUACACACCUUCCAUUUGUACAGACUACAGAAAGACAUAGUCAUGUUUAAUUACACAAUACAAAAGGUGUAUAAUUAUGUAUAUGCUACACAAUGCUGUGACUCUGUUGCUGUGUGGUUAUCUCCUCUUGACCUUUCAGCACACUUCAUGGACUCCUCAACCUCAGGACCACAAGACUAAUUCUGCUGAUCCUAUGAGUAAGAUAGGAGAGCAGACAGACUCACUGUAGUUUAUGUAGGAGGCACACCUUCAAAACUACUGGAAAAUGUAAACAAUAAUUUGUAAGACAGUAUUCCUCUCUUCACAUCCGUCUGAUACAGAGAAACUGGGACUUUAUGGGGCCUCUUUGGUUCUGGACUGUAUUUAGGGCAGAAAAAAAAUAAUGGACUUAACUGAAUUGAAGUAGGCAGUGAGACUUCUCUUUAAAUCCUUUCCCAACUAAUAUGUACAAUCGUGAUUGUUAUAAUAAAGCUCUGAGCAGCAAGAA